AUGAGAGAGUACGGAACGGCAUGUGAGUUUAGUUGGAUUUCAGCUUGUUUCCUUUAACAGUUUAUCUGGUUUCUGGUGUUUGUUUCACUUUUUUAGAUUAUUAGCCUGUGUGCGUGUUUGGGUGUGUGUGUGUGCGUGUGUGUGUGUGUGUAUAUGUGUGUGACAGUGAAGAGUCUACUGUUGUUAUCAGCUGUAUUUGCUUGAUGUUUAUUUUAUUUUGGAUUGUUGAACUGUGCAGAAUGCGUCCUCCUGUCCUACAGUACAGUACACUACAUCUCUGUAAGGUACGGUAUGUUCCGGGUAUGUUCCUGUGUUUUCUACUACUCUUUAAAUAGAGAACACUUGUUGCUCUUCCCCCAGUGUAUUAGGCGAUCGAAUUGUCCCACAUGUAACAGGCAUCACUGUGCUAGCUUAGCAGUAUAGCUUCCUUCACUGUGCUAGUUUAGCAGUAUAGCUUCCUUCACUGUGCUAGCUUAGCAGUAUAGCUUUCUUCACUGUGCUAGCUUAGCAGUAUAGCUUCCUUCACUCUGCUAGCUUAGCAGUAUAGUUUCCUUCACUGUGCUAGCUUAGCAGUAUAGCUUCCUUCACUGUGCUAGCUUAGCAGUAUAGUUUCCUUCACUGUGCUAGCUUAGCAGUAUAGCUUCCUUCACUGUGCUAGCUUAGCAGUAUAGUUUCCUUCACUGUGCUAGCUUAGCAGUAGAGCUUCCUUCACUGUGCUAGCUUAGCAGUAUAGCUUCCUUCACUGUGCUAGCUUAGCAGUAUAGCUUCCUUUACUGUGCUAGCUUAGGAGUAUAGCUUCCUUCACUGUGCUAGCUUAGUAGUAUAGUUUCCUUCACUGUGCUAGCUUAGCAGUAUAGCUUCCUUCACUCUCCCUGCCCACUUCCUGGGCUCGAACUGGUGAUCCUCUGCUUUGCAGACACACAUGACAGCCCCCCUUGACAAGGUCUUAGCAAGCUUUACCACCAAAAAGGUACCAAUUCAGUGACACAGGUGGAGAAAUGUCAAACUGUUGAGUGAGGUAUAUGCUACGAUCUUAACCCGGUUACACAAUCAGAGGAAUAUUACAUUUAUAUACGAUCACGUGUCUCUUUAUUAUGUGUGAGAACACUUGGGUACAUAUUUCCAAAAUAAAGAAUAAAUCACUUGGAGCUGACUUCCUGGUGUUUUUACAGUGUUUUAUGUCCAACAAUGGCAAUAAAAAAAUAAAAAAAAUAAUAAUAAUAAUAAUUGGGGGCCCAAAUAAGACCAAAUUGUUGGGGAACGCUGCCCUAUAUACUGCACUACUUUUGACCAGAUCUCUGAUUUAAAAAAACAGUGCACUAUAAAGGGCAUAGUAAAUAGAGCCAUCGUCAAAAGUAGUGGCAUAUCAUCCAUAGGCAUUAUCACCAUGAUUAUAAUUAUCCUGAUGAGACGUUCAACCACAACAAAGACAUUAGGGGAGAUGGAAAAUCCCGCGGAGGUGUUUAAUACAUGUAAUACAUCUAGUCUACUGAUACAGAAGAUAAAGGCCGCAUCCCAAAUGGCACGCUAUCCCCUAUGAGCCCUGGUCAAAGGUAGCAGUGUUUAGGGAAUAGGGUGCCGUUUGGAACGCACCCUAAGUAGAUGAAAUACAGAGAUCUAAAACCGUUAGUGGGUGUUUCAUUGGUUUCCAUUCACCUCCUACAUGUUGUGAUUCAUUCAUUCUUUCAUUAAUUUACCUUAUUCUUUUCCGUCCAUCUCUUCCCAUUGAUCUGUCUGUUGUUUGUUUGUGUGUGUGUGUGUGUGUGUGUGUGUGUGUGUGUGUGUGUGUGUGUGUGUGUGUGUGUGUGUGUGUGUGUGAGUGUGUGUGAGAUCAGGGAAGUGUAUAGACAGUUCAGUUAAGACUGACUCUCAGCCUGACACUCCUGCCCCUCAGCCUGACACACCCCUUGUAUUUACCAUCACAACUUAGUUAUAGAACACUGAAACCCUGAAUGAUGUGGUUUGAGUGAACCCAUGUUGUCCUUCUGAAUGAUGUGGUUUGAGUGAACCCAUGUUGUCCUUCUGAAUGAUGUGGUUUGAGUGAACCCAUGUUGUCCUUCUGAAUGAUGUGGUUUGAGUGAACCCAUGUUGUCCUUCUGAAUGAUGUGGCUUCAGUGAACCCAUGUUGGGUUUCUUCUCUUCUUCACUAAUCGUCAGUGUUAAUCUCAAUCAUGUCUAACUGUUGUGAAUAAUGUCUGUAUUAUAAAAAUAUGACCAGAUACACAACAUUGUCGAACUAAAACUAGCCUAAAAGCAUAACUUAGCCUAGCAUGAAAAUAGCUGGCCAUGGCAUCAUGUGUAGAGAGAUUUAGAGAUGUACACACUGCUCUGUUUCAGCUCAUCCCUCACUCCUCUCUCCCUCUAUCUCCAAUUCCUUCAUCCCCCUCUCCUGUGUAUGUGUGUAGUGGCCCACUGUCUCCCUCUGGUGGACAUAGACAGAACAGCAUCACUGUCCAAAUGGAGCAUGUCUCCCUCUUGUGGACAUAGACAGAACAGCACCACAGUCCCAAUGGAUCAUGUCUCCCUCUUGUGGACAUAGACAGAACAGCAUCACAGUCCCAAUGGAGCAUGUCUCCCUCUUGUGGACACAGAAAGAACAGCAUCACAGUCAUAAUGGCACAUGCACGGAUUCUGUUUCAGCUUUUUCUCCUUUUGGCAUGCAGUUUGUUUGUGAAUAUCUUCUGUUCUCUUUUAUUUUAUUCAUAUUCAUUGCCUCCAUUCCUUCCUCCCUCCCUCCCUCCCUCCCUCCCCCAGCCUCUAAGCUGCCAGACCUAUUUGGAGUUGUACGCAGGGCGUCAGGGCCCAUGUCUGACGGGGAGGGUGGCACUAGCACACCUCCACCCCCUCCAGCCGCCCCCUCCGCCGCCUCCCCACCCAUGGUACACACCCCCAUGCAGCGUAAGUAUAGGGGUCGGCAGGUAGCUUAGUGGGUAAGAGCGUUGUGCCAGUAACCGAAAGGUCGCUGGUUCUAAUCCCUGAGCCGACUAGGUGAAAAAUCUGUCGAUGUGCCCUUAAGCAAGGCACUUAACCCUAAUUGCUCAUGUAAGUCGCUCUGGAUAAGAGCGUCUGCUAAAUGACUAAAAUGUAAAAAUGGCCAAAUCAAGUACAUUAUGUAGGUGAUGGGGACAGGGUGUCAUUUGCAAUGUAGAUAUUUAGACAAGCAGCGCUGCGUUCCAAAAUGGCACCGUAUUCUCUCUCAUAAAAAAUAAUCUGUUCAGUUUUGUUCUAUUAUGUGUUUUUUGAGAGGUUUUCAAUCAAUCACAUUUAUUUAUAAAGCCCUUUUUACAUCAGCAGAUGUCACAAAGUGCUUACACAGAAACCUAACCUAAAACCCCAAACAGCAAGCAAUGCAGAUGUAGAAGCACGGUGGCUAGGAAAAACUCCUUAGAAAGGCAGAAACCUAGGAAGAAACCUAGAGAGGAACCAGGCUCUGAGGGGUGGCCAGUCCUCUUCUGGCUGUGCCGGGUGGUGAUUAUAAGAGUACAUGGCCAUUAAGGCCAGAUUGUUCUUCAAGAUGUUCAAACAUUCAUAGAUGUCCAGCAGGGUCAAAUGAUAAUCACAGUGGUAGUAGAGGGUGCAACCGGUCAGUACUUUAGGAGUAAAUGUCAGUUGGCUUUUCAUAGUCAAGCAUUCAGAGGUCAAGACAGCAGGUGCGGUAGAGAGCGAGAGAGUCGAAAACAGCAGGUCCGGGACAAGGUAGCAUGUCCGGUGAACAGGUCAGGGUUCCUUAUGGGGCUCCCGAGUGGCGCAGCGGUCUAAGACACUGCAUCUCAGUGCUUGAGGCGUCACUACAGACCCCCUGGUUUGAUUCCAGGCUGUAUCACAACUGGCCGUGAUUGGGAGUCCCAUAGGGGCCCAGCGUCGUCCGGGUUUGGCCGGUGUAGGCCGUCAUUGUAAAUAAGAAUUUGUUCUUAACUGACUUGCCUAGUUAAAUAAAGGUAAAAUUAAAAAAUAAUUAAAAAUAGCCGCAGGCAGGGCCAACCAGACAGGACAUGUAUCAUAAUCUUCAUUCUAAGUCUGUUUCAUAUGGAACAUGUUCCUUUGUUUGCGUUCUUUAUACUUCCAUUCACCAUUUUGUUUUCUGAUCUGUUCUACCCCUACACCUUCUCCCUCUCUUUUUAUUUUUUCUCUCUCCUGCUCUAUCUUUCGGUCGCUCUCUCUCCAUCUCUCCAUCCCUCUCUAUCUCCUGCGACCAGUAUCCCGUCUCUCAGACCUAGUGAGCAAUGUUCGCCGGUCGUCCGCCCCCGCCCCCACCCCACCUGCGCCCGCCGAGGCAGAGGUGGUACCAGCUCCCAGGCCCACCCCCCCACCAUCACACCCCAUCUCCCCUCCUCCCCCCAUGUCCCUCUCCAGCCUCUCCCUCACCUCUCAGAGUGAGUACUCAGCAUGACCCCUGACCUCAAAGCAUCCGCCAAUCAAAUGGCUGUGUGGGUUUAUACCCACAGUGCACGCUGUGACGCCGGUCACUCAGCACCCCGACUUGUGUGAUAAACCCUAACGACUGUUUCCCCUGCCAUUAUACCAGGCGAGGCAGGCCUCUUACCUAGCUCAGUUGGGUAAAAAUUGGCCUCUAGGCCAUAUAGGUUUGAAUCUAUUGUUUUGGUGUUUACAGCGUGAUUUGAGUGUUGCUCUAGACGCCUUUUUUGCUUUAGGGCAUUUAAAAGACUGUAAUGUCGCCGCAGUGGAUUGAGGCCAUUUUAUGGGCUCCUGACCAAUUAUGCUAUUUUGUCAGUUUUUUUAUGCUGAUCUUAACUUUUUUUGUACAUAAUGUCUCCACCAUAAUUUCCUAUAACCAAAAAUGGCUUCUGGACAUCAGAACAGCGAUCAUUAACCUCGAUUUGGAUGAAGAUUUCUACUUCAACGAGUCGGAAGUUCUGGACGUCCUGCUACAGGACUGUUUCAAUAGCACAGGCUGGAAUAUGUUCCGGGACUCAUCCGAUGGCAUUGAGGAGUUUACCACAUCAGUCACCGGCUUCAUUAAUAAGUGCAUCGACGACAUCGACCCCACAGUGACCGUACGUACAUAUGCCAACCAGCAGCAAUGGAUUACAGACAACCUCCCCACUGAGCUAAAGGCUAGAGCUGCCACUUUCAACGAGCGGGGCACUAAUCUGGACUCUUAUAAGAAAUCCCGCUACAACCUCCGACGAGCCAUCAAACAGGCAAAGCAUCAAUACAGGACUAAGAUCGAAUCCUACUACGCCGGCUCUGACGUUCGUCGGAUGUGGCAGGGCUUGCAAACUAUCACAGAUUACAAAGGGAAACCCAGCCGCGAGCUGCCCAGUGAUGCAAGCCUACCAGACGAGCUAAAUGCCUUUGCUUCGAAGCAAGUAAUACUGAACCAUGCAUGAGAGCACCAGCUAUUCUGGAAGACUGUGUGAUCUCGCUCUCCAUAGCCAUUGUGAGUAAGACUUUUAAACAGGUUAACAUUCACAAGGUGACGGGGCCAGAUGGAUUACCAGGAUGCGUACUCAGAUUAUGUGUUGAUCAGCUGGCAAAUUUCUUCAUUGACAUUUUCAACCUCUGCCUGACCCUGCCUGUAAUACCUACCUUUCAAGCAGACCACUCUGAUCUGUAGCUAUGAAAUGCUUUGAAAGGCUGGUCAUGGCUCACUUCAACUCCAUCAUCCCAGACACCCUGGACCCACUCCAAUUCGCAUACCGCCCCAACAGAUCCACAAAUGGCGCAAUCUCUAUUGCACUCCACACUGCCCUCUACCACCUGGAUAAGAGGAACACCUAUGUAAGAAUGUUGUUCAUUGACUACAGCUCAGCGUUCAACAUCAUAGUGCCCUCAAAGCUCAUCACUAAGCUAAGGACCCUGAGACUGAACAACUCCCUCUGCAACUGGAUCCUGGACUUCCUGACGGGCCACCCCCAAGAAGGAAGAACACAUCUUCCAUGCUGACCCUCAACAUGGGGGCCCCUCAGGGGUGCGUGCUAAGACCCCUCCUGUACUUCCUGUUCACCCAAGAUUGUGUGGCCACGCACGACUCCAACACCAUCAUUAAGUUUGCUGAUGACAUGACGGUGGUAGACCUGAUCACUGACAACAAUGAGACAGCCUAUAGGGAGGAGGUCAGUGACCUGGCAGGACAACAACCCUUCCCUCAACGUCAGCAAGAUGAAGGAGCUGAUCGUGAACUACAGGAAAUGGAGGGCCAAGCACCCCUCCGCUGUAGUGGAGUGGGUUGAGAGCUUCAAGUUUCUUUGUGUCCACAUCACUAAGGAAUUACCAUGGUCCACACACACCAACACAGCCGUGAAGAAGGCACAACAACGCCUCAUCCCCAUAAUUUUUUACAUGCUCUUAUCCAGAGCAACUUACAGGAGCAAUUAGGGUUAAGUGCCUUGCUCAAGGGCACAUCGGCAGAUUUUUCACCUAGUCGGCUCGGGGAUUAGAACCAGCGACCUUUCGGUUACUGGCACAACGCUCUUAACCACUAAGCUACCUGCCGCCCAUCAGGAGGCUGCAUCACCGCUUGGUAAGGCAACUGCUUGGCAUCCGACCGCAAGGCGCUACAGAGGGUAGUGCGUACGGCCCAGUACAUCACUGGGGCCAAGCUCCCUGCCAUCCAGGACCUAUAUUGCAGGGGAUGUCAGAGGAAGGCCCUAAAAAUUGUCAAAGACUCCAGCCACCCAAGUCAUAGACUGUUCUCUCUGCUACAGCAUGGCAAGCGGUACCGAUUCAGUCUGGAACCAACAGGACCCUGAACAGCUUCUACCCCUAAGCCAUAAGACUGCUAAAUAGUUAUCCAAAUAGCUACCCGGGCUAUUUGCAUUGACCCCUCUUUGCACUAACUCUUUUAACUCAUCACACAUACUGCUGCUACUGUUUAUUAUCUAUCCUGUUGCCUAGUCACUUUACCCCUACCUAUACUCUAUGCAUAUACUGUAUCUACCUCAAAUACCUCGUACCCCUGCACAUCGACUCGGUACUGGUACCCCGUGUAUAUAGCCAAGUUAUCGUUACUCGUGUUAUCUUUCUAUACUUUUUCUAUUUUUCUCUCUGCAUGGUUGGAAAGGGCUCGUAAGUAAGCAUUUCACUGUUAGUCUACACCUGUUGUUUAUGAAGCAUGUGACAAAUAAAAUGGAUUUGAUUGACCUAGCUAGGGAAAACAAGGACACAACUAACUGUGUGGUGAUUUUUUGCUUGUUGGAAGUGAAAAUUGUGAAUUGUGUGGUUUCACAUGUAGCAACUAACAUUAAGUGCAGAGUGAUAUUAUGCCAGAUGGAAUCAAAGCGGUUCUGGGUUCAGCUGUUAGUGAUCAACAGUUUGUGUGUUCAGUUGUGAGUUAUCAACAGUUUGUGCGUUCAGCUGUGAGAGUUAUCAACAGGUUGUGCAUUCAGCUGUGAGAGUUAUCAGUUUGUGUGUUCAGCUGUGAGUUAUCAACAGGUUGUGCGUUCAGCUGUGAGCGUUAACAACAGUUUGUGCGUUCAGCUGUGAGUUAACAACAGUUUGUGCAUUCAGCUGUGAGCGUUAACAACAGGUUGUGCGUUCAGCUGUGAGCGUUAACAACAGGUUGUGCGUUCAGCUGUGAGCGUUAACAACAGUUUGUGCAUUCAACUGUGAGAGUUUUCAACAGGUUGUGCAUUCAGCUGUGAGAGUUAUCAACAGGUUGUGCAUUCAGCUGUGAGAGUUAUCAACAGGUUGUGCGUUCAGCUGUGAGCGUUAACAACAGGUUGUGCGUUCAGCUGUGAGCAUUAACAACAGUUUGUGCGUUCAGCUGUGAGAGUUAUCAACAGGUUGUGCGUUCAGCUGUGAGAGUUAUCAACAGGUUGUGCGUUCAGCUGUGAGAGUUAUCAACAGGUUGUGCGUUCAGCUGUGAGAGUUAUCAACAGGUUGUGCGUUCAGCUGUGAGAGUUAUCAACAGGUUGUGCGUUCAGCUGUGAGAGUUAUCAACAGGUUGUGCAUUCAGCUGUGAGAGUUAUCAACAGGUCGUUCUUGUGUGUAGUUGUGCUGGUGGUUGAUACAGGAUGGUUGGGGUGUGUGCGUAUGAGGUGGAUACUCACUGCACUCCACUAGUUCUCUCCACUUGUGUGUGUGACUCUGUCCUUCUUUCCUCCUACAGCACGUAAACAAGAGAUCAUUAAGAUCACUGAACAGCUGAUCGAGGCUGUCAACAAUGGAGACUUUGAGGCAUACUCGUGAGUUAAUUUGAGUGUGAGAGAGGGUCUGAGUGUGUGUGUGUGUGUGUGUGUGUGUGUGUGUGUGUGUGUGUGUGUGUGUGUGUAUGUAUGUGUGAGCGAGAGACUGGGCGUGUGAGAGAGAGUCUCUGUGUGUGUGAGAGAGUAUGUGUGUGUGAGAGAGUAUGUGUGAGAGAGAGAGUCUGUGUGAGAGAGAGAGUCUGUGUGAGAGAAGGAGUCUGUGUGUGAGAGAAAGUCUGUGUGAGAGAGGGUCUCUGUGUGUGAGAGAGAGAGUACGUGUGAGAGAGAGAGUCUGUGUGAGAGAAGGAGUCUGUGUGUGAGAGAAAGUCUGUGUGAGAGAGGGUCUCUGUGUGAGAGAGAGAGUACGUGUGAGAGAGAGAGUCUGUGUGUGGGUAGCUACAAACGAGAAGUGGGAGGCUUUGAUGAUUGGUUUAGUCAUUUUUAGUGUGAGCAUGUAUCUUAAUGUGUGUGUGUGUGUGAGAGACAUUGACGUGUGUUAGUCUCUCUCCACAGUAAGAUCUGUGAUCCUGGUCUGACCUCCUUUGAGCCUGAGGCCCUGGGCAACCUGGUAGAGGGAAUGGACUUCCACAGAUUCUACUUUGACAACCGUAAGAACAGCAACAGAGCACUUCUCAUAACUUGAGUUAAUACUAGUUAGUAGACCAAUGGACACAAUGUUCUCUCUCUCCUUUUUCCUCUCUCUCUGUCUGUCUCUGUCUCUAUCUCUGUCUCUGUCUCUGUCUCUGUCUCUCUCUCUCUCUCUCUCUCUCUCUCUCUCUCUCUCUCUCUCUCUCUCUCUCUCUCUCUCUCCCUCCCUCCCUCCCUCCCUCCCUCCCUCCAGUCCUGUCUAAGAACAGUAAACCUAUCCACACCACCAUCCUCAACCCCCACGUCCACCUCAUUGGAGAGGAUGCCGCCUGUAUCGCCUACAUCCGCCUCACCCAAUUUGUUGACGUCCAGGGCCAUCCGCGCUCCAGCCAAUCAGAGGAGACUAGGGUGUGGCACCGCCGGGACUCCAAGUGGCAGAAC
Molecule: messenger RNA, 9176 nt
Organism: Coregonus sp. 'balchen'
Lineage: Eukaryota; Metazoa; Chordata; Actinopteri; Salmoniformes; Salmonidae
Source: the annotation of a GenBank genome assembly